Messenger RNA from Neurospora crassa OR74A, 3128 nucleotides. RefSeq lists its product as hypothetical. NCBI's taxonomy places the organism in Eukaryota, Fungi, Ascomycota, Sordariomycetes, Sordariales, Sordariaceae. Bases 591 to 2297 code for a protein of 568 amino acids. The record is from RefSeq and is a predicted model, not a curated record. The transcript has a single exon.
CUGACACCCACACACAGCACUGGGACUGACUGCAAUGCCCGAUUCCAGUCCCGUCUGGCCACUCACACUUGCAGUCUUGACCUUGUGGGGGAACUUGUAGGUUCUUCUUGUUCUCCGGAUUCUUUUGGGAAAAAAAUCACAUAUUUUCCCCAAUACCUCUUCUAGUCUUCCAUUUUCCGUCCUUCCCGUCACCAGUUCCCACUUGAUCACUCAUUCCUUGUUUGUGUGUCCCCAGUUCCACGCACCACAUUGGUUGGGCGGAGGGUGCGGAGGGUUUGUUGAUCCUACCUUUUUUUUGUCCUCUUCCGAUCCAUUCGUGUUUUCCUCCUCGUCUCCCUCUCAUCUCCAAAAACACCCUGGUCUGGUCUCACCUGUUGCACCACCGCCGCUUAGUCCGAUACCCGGCAUCCCUUCGUCCCUUGCAGGUCAGAUCCAUCUUGUCACCUGGCUGAGCCACGGGUCUUUUCGACCAACAAUCGGAUACGGAUACAUUUCUCGUCGACAUCUAUGAACACGGCCACUUUGAUAGAACAACAUCUUUAGUCCUGCCUCAACACACCUUCGCACACCAUCCGAAGGUGCCGAUAGACAUGAUUUACACCCUCCGGCGGGCGACCAUUUUCGUCACCGCCCUCACCAUCUUCUCCGUCUUGGUCCUAACCUUCCUCCCGCGCUACCUCAAUCCUACGCCUCCCGAUGCCGAAGAACGAAAGCGAGACAGACAAUGGGUCAACUCCUCCCCAUACUGGUUCGAUCGCCAGGUCUGCCGAUACCUUGGCCUGUGCGGUAUUCAGCACAUCCGAUGGGAUGCGCCCACUCUGCCCGGUUGGGGUCGGGGUCCCAGCUCUGACCUCGACAUGAAGGAAGAGAUAGCCAAAGUGCUCGGUGUUGGUGACUGGGACGAUGACGGAGCGGCAGUCUUUGUCAACAAGCCCGGCACCGAAUCUUGGGAACAUGCGCCAGGCCAUGUCGACCUCAAGCGCAAGCGAUCCGAGUCUUCCGACACGCUGCAAAAAGUCCCCCAGUACGUCCUCGAUCAUGCGCCGCUCGUCCACCUCUACUCGGGCGAACAUUUUUGGCCUUCGGACAUGGCUGAGCACGUCAAGCACAUGGGCCUCCUCGACGACGAAGACGGGUCGGUGAACAGGACGGACGAACUUGAUCUGGGGAGUCUCGCUAGGCUCAACGCCAAGAACGGCACCGUCUUUCUGACGAGCAUGGAUGAUGUGGAAUCCAGGCCCGAGUGGCUCCACAACCGAGCCGGGAUCCCCGUCGAGUAUGAGGAUGACGAUGGUGAUGACGAGCACGACGGAAACCCCGACAAGAAAAUCCCCGGAAACAACCCGACGGUGCCUACGGACGGAAACACGUGGUGGGACGCCGAUAAACAGCACCCGCCGAACCGGAUCGUCGCUCCCCGGCAUCGCAAGGGCGGUCCUUCAUUGCGUCGCGAGAAGCGCUUCAUGCAGGGUGACGAUGAGCCGCAGCGUCCCAUUGGCGGCACCCCUUCCGACGGAGACAAGAACAAGCCCAACCCGAGCGGUUAUUCGAAUGGCCCCGCCGUGCUCAUCCUUGUCGACAAAGGGGCCGGCAUUCUGGACGCCUUCUGGUUCUUCUUUUACUCGUACAAUCUGGGGCAAACCGUGCUGGGCAUCCGCUUCGGCAACCACGUUGGCGACUGGGAGCACUGCAUGGUGCGCUUCGACAACGGGAUCCCGAAAGCCAUGUUUUUGUCGGAGCACGCCGGCGGAAAGGCCUACGCUUGGCCUGCUUUGGAGAAGAAGGCCCAACCCAACGGCAAACCACCCCGUCCGGUGAUUUAUUCGGCAGUAGGAAGUCACGCCAUGUAUGCCACGCCUGGCUUGCACCCCUACGUCUUGCCGUUCAAGCUUCUGAAGGACGUGACCGACCGCGGUCCUCUGUGGGACCCUGCUCUCAACCACUACAGCUAUUGGUACGACUACGAGGCCGGGCUGAACGAAACCGAGUCACCCUCAUCCCCUCAGUCGCCCUACCUUGGCAACCCUUCCGAUCCUCCAAAGGAGUACACCUCCUUGGUCCCCGCGGCGGAUAAUCCAAAGGCUCCAACAAGUUGGUUCCACUUUGAAGGAGCGUGGGGCGAUGACGUCUAUAGUCUGGCGGACUAUAGGCAGUGGAGGCUGUUUGGCGAGUAUCACUACAUUGUCGGACCGCUGGGGCCCAAGUUCAAAUACUUGGAGAGGAGGAAGGUGUGCCAGACAGACAAGUGUACGAUGCUGUGGAGCAUUGAGGACGGGGAGAAGAGCAGUUGGUAUUGAUGGCGGGGCUUGCAUAUAUCUUUUGGAUGUGCGCGGCAGUAGAAGGAGUUGGUUUUGCGAUGCUUGAUUCUUUUUCUUCUUUUCUCGGUUAUUGCGUUGCUGCUUUUUUUUUGCGACAUGAUUGAUACCUCUACGAUACCCACUGCUCACUUGCAUGGAAAGCAUGGAAGAAGAACUGUUUACACAUACAGCAUUGGUCUCAUGGCCUAUACAAGGAGUUGACGAUGAUGGCGAUCCAUGUUGGACACUGAUCGGCACGGCAUUUGAUGGCCCGCCCUGUGGGCACGAGGCGUCUAGAUACGGCGAUGACAUGAUAGAGCAUGAUCUUGACUUUGACGGUGACAGGCGAGAAGUUUAUACAUUAUUGAAUUUACUGUACUUGUUUGUCUAUUUGUCCCGGCUGCUUCCGUUUCGAUCGCCAUGCCCUAUGUCUUUUGACGUACGUCGUUUCUCCUCAACCCUUUGUCAACCUGUCAACCUGUCAACCUGUCAUCUUCAACGCCAUACUAGAUGCGUGUCACCACACCUGGAGCUUUGAGCAAGACGUGUUCGGAGCAGUCAUCUCGCGCCGUCCUGAUCCCGAUUGAGCGGAUGAGGAAGGACUUGUUGGGUUGACAUCUACGCCACUUGUUUCAUACGUGCUUUUCUUCCAAUCAUACAAAAGCCAUCUCUCGUCUUUUCCUGAUGUUGCUCGACGGCUUUCGCGCGGAGACUUGCCCAUUGGUCGUUCGUUGUGCGCCUCCUUGGCGAAGUCCGGAUUUUGGUGUGGUGGAUGGAGGGGUCCUCCAAUUCCAGUUACCGGGUCAGUUAUCCCGCUAUCAGUCACCCCGC